AUGUCUCAAACCACUAAUUCAAACUUAUCAUCGGACGAAACACGAACCGACCGCCUAGUAAACUGGGCAUCCAGUCUACAGUACAAAGAUAUCCCCGAAAAUGUGGUCCAAAAAACCAAAGACUUCUUUCUAGAUUGGCUCGGCUGUACAAUUGCCGGCCGUCAUCACCCCGCUGUUUCCGCCAUAGCCCAAUUCGCAGCCCAGAUGGGCCCUUCAAAUGGCAAAAGCGAACUGGUCGAUGGCUCGUUGAAAUUCACGACCAGUCCAGCAUUUGCCAGUCUGAUUAAUGGUGCUUCGUCGCAUGUGGUUGAGCAGGAUGAUCUUCACAAUCGGAGUAUCAUGCACCCUGCUACUGUCAUCUACCCGGCUGCUCUAGCCGUGGCACAGGAAGUAGGUGCCACAGGGGAGGAAUUCAUCGCUGCUUGCGUUGUGGGCUACGAAGUCGGUUGCCGCGUUGGAGAGUAUCUGGGCAAGAGCCACUACGAGCGCUUUCAUAGCACAGCCACAGGCGGCGUCAUUGGAGUCGCAGCCGCCGUCGCCCACCUAUUAAAGCUGGACGCGACAAAGACGCUUUCAGCAGUUGGAACAGCCGGCACCCAAGCAGCGGGCCUAUGGCAAUUCCUGCUCGACGCAACACACUCAAAGCAAGUGCACACAGGCAAAGCUUGUUUCGACGGGAUAUUCGCCGCAUACUCCGCCCGCGACGGUCUCCUCGGACCACGAGAUAUUCUCGAAGGCCCGCGGGCAAUGGGCAUUGCCUUGGUGCCCGGCGACACCUACCCCGAGGCAAUUGACCAGGAUCUGGGCUCCGACUGGGCGAUUCUCAGUUCUAGUUUCAAGUGGCAUGCGUCGUGCAGGCAUACGCAUCCCAGUGUGGACGCACUGCUCAGUUUGAUGGAGAAGAAUAAUGUUGUCUUUGAAGAUAUCGAGUCGGUGGUUGCGCGCACCUAUCAAGCUGCGCUGAAUGUACUCGGUCUCAGCGGGAGUGGACAGACGGUGCAUCAGAGCAAGUUCUCGAUGGGCUUUGUUUUGGCUGUUGCGGCCAAGAAGGGACAGGCUAUGAUUACUGAUUUUACGGAGGCGGAUUUGGUGGAUGGUGAACUGCGGGAGUUUCAGAAGCGGGUUACUAUGGAGUUGGAUGAGGUGAUUGAGAGUAGGUUUCCGAAACAGUGGCAGGGGACUGUGAUUGUGACAUGCAAGUCUGGGGCGAAGUUUACCGAGUCGGCUGAGUUUGCGAAGGGAGAUCCGGAGCUGCCAUUAACAAAGGAUGAAAUUGAGAGAAAGACGAGGGCCCUUGCAACUUAUGGUGGGUUUGCAGACGUCGAACGCGUCAAUCAGCUGAUUGAAAGGGCUUGGAACUUGGAGCGGGAGACGAGUCUCCAUGGGUUUGUCUUUUAA
Penicillium verhagenii is the source of this 1398-nucleotide messenger RNA. RefSeq names its product MmgE/PrpD family protein. NCBI's taxonomy places the organism in Eukaryota, Fungi, Ascomycota, Eurotiomycetes, Eurotiales, Aspergillaceae. The record is from RefSeq and is a predicted model, not a curated record. Gene Ontology annotation, molecular function: lyase activity. The transcript is spliced from 4 exons. Bases 1 to 1398 code for a protein of 465 amino acids.